CAUUCAUAAAGACAGGUCAGUCGUAUUUCAAGCAGCAGCAGAAAGAAAAUCUAUCAACUGAGGUAUUUCUUAUUUUGUAUGUGACUAUUAUUUAUGGCUGUUAUAUUGUAAAUUGAACAACUCUACCAUUUAAUUUAGUUCGAGCCGAGUCAGGUAGACCCGAAAGCCGGCAAAGUGCGUACCUGCAGUACCUAUGUAAUUGUCUGCUUUCAAUAUUAAGUGUAUGGGUAUUAUUUGUUUCAUAUUAACAAGGAUUAGUGUCUAACUAUUGACUGACACCUUUUUUAUAUCAUUCCAAGUAAAAGUGACCAAAUAUACGAGCUAGCCGAUUAAACUCAUUCUCUACUUUCACGUUUUCAAUCGGGCUUCCGGCCCAAACAUUCGACACUGUCCUUAUUAAUAGAAAUGAGUGACAAUUGGUUUGAAAAUAUGGAUAAUGGAGAAAUAACCGGAUUAAUUUCAGUUGAUAUUAGGAAAGCCUUUGACUCUAUUGAUCAUAAAAUCCUAUUAAGGAAGAUGCAAGACCAGUUUGGUGUUCAAGAUUUUGAGCUAAAAUGGUUCCAAUCCUAUUUGACGAAACGAAGCCAAGUUUGUGUUGUCAAUGGCCACACAUCGUUGGCUAAGGAAAUUGUAUGCGGAGUUCCACAGGGAUCUAUCUUGGGACCCCUCAUGUUUUUACUAUAUAUAAAUGAUUUGCCUGAAUGUCUGAAAAACACAACUCCUGGCAUGUAUGCUGACAAUACUCAAAUAUAUGCAUCUUCCGCAAGUUUCUCCGACUAGUAACCAAACUUAAUCAGGAUUUAGAAAAUAUAGUCAAAUGGCUCUCUCGAAAUAAAUUGCAAGACAAAAGCAAUGUUUAUAGGAUCACCCUAUAACUUAAAAAACAAAGUUGGUAAUGAACAGGUUAUGAUAAAUGAUAAACCGGUUACUCGAUAUUCCUCUUUUCCAUGUCUGGGAGUAGAACUCGAUGAAAGAAUGAGCUGGGAAAACCAUAUAGACACAAUAUGUAGGAAAGUUGGCUCCGGUAUUGGAAUCAUCAAAAGAGUAAUGCCGUUUGUACCGUCCGAAACACUACAAAAUUUAUAUAAUUCUCUCGUUCUCCCAUAUUUUGACUAUUGUUCAUCUUUAUGGGAUAAUUGUGGAAGCAUGCUCAGAGAGAAAUAACAAAAACUACAAAAUAGGGCGGCAAGAAUUAUGUCAGGUGCCAAUUAUGAUGUCAGGUCGACAGAUUUGCUCCAUGCUAUGUCAUGGAAAAAUCUGAACGACAGACAUAAAAUGAAUAAAUCGGUCUUGAUGUUUAAAAUAUUAAACAACCACUCAGCUCCGAACUUAAAGGAUAAAUUUGUAACAAGGGACAUAAAUCUUAGUACUCAUUAUAAUCUCAGAAAUGCUGAUAUAAAUCUUUCAGUUCCUAAACCACGUACUGAAUAUUUAAAAAAGAGUUUUGGAUAUAGCGGGGCUGUUCUAUGGAAUAGUUUACCUACGCAGGCAAAGCAAACAGAAUCUUUAAGUAGCUUCAAAAAUUUGAUAAAAUAAUGUGUGCUACAGAGUCAGGCAUCGAAUAGUCUUUAGAAUUUACUUUCGAAUAGAAUUUAACUUUUUUAUCUAAGUAUUUGUUAUUCUAUGUUAUUCUAUUUCAUAUUUAAUUUAUAUUAGUUUUUAGAAUGUAAUUUGUGUGACGCCCCUCAUGAAAAUCAUCCAUGGGUGAUGAGGGAAGCGUGGUUAAAUAAAGUUUUACUAUACUAUACUAUACUAAUAUCGCCGAUCGAAAUUGAAUUUUCCAUUUUUGCAUAAUACGCCUCUUCGUGGUUUGCGACACCAUCUUGUCAAGUAAGGCAAACGCAAUAAAGCAACAAUACCAGGCAAUUUGCUGUGGCUUGUUGCAAAUUGAUUGUGUAUACGAGUCAUUAGCGACCUAUUUUCGCUCGUAUAUAUAAAUGAUCCAAAUGUGACUUGGCAAACAAGCUUGAAACAGAAGUGCAAACAUGUGUUAGGGCUUUUCAUUAUUUUCCAUAGUUCUGCACCCAAUCCCCAACUGUAGAAAAAUGAGAUUUCGACCGCCAAUUUUUUGUUCGAUUUGUAUUAUUAGACAGCUAAAAGACUAGUGUUAUUGCUGUGCAACAAUGUUAUCGAUCAACUGAAUAUCUAACACAGGUAAACACGCUAAAUUUGGAUACGUAUACCUUUUUUUUCUAAACACCCUGGUGUCGGAUAUCAGCAGAUAUAGGGCAAAUGAGUCAAUGCACAAAAUACAACUACCGGGUGUCCCAAAAAAAAGUACUCCUGUUUGAUUUGUAAUAACUUCUAAACAAGUAAAGCUUUUAAAGAGAAAUAACUUGCAUCAAAUAGAGGAAGGAUUAACUUAGAUUUUGGUAUAUUACAGUUGUAUUUCACUUAAAAUUCACGGAGAUAUUAAUGUUUAAAAUCGGGAGCAUAUUUCUCGAUGUGUCUGAAACAUGCAAAAAACGGCGUAUCAAAUAUUAAUCAAGAUUUGCCCGACUGAAACAUGCACUAUUACCAGUAAAUAAAUGACACUUGCAAAUUGUUUAUUAUGAAACAAAGUAUUAUUAUAUGUAUACAAAAUACAAGCAAGAUUAAUUCGUCCGAAAUUCGCUUGUGUUCCUAGCACGAAUACGUUUCCUUAUUUCAUGAGUCAGACCAAUGCAUCGCAAAGGAUCGUCAUCGAUCGUUCGUAGUUCUGAAUUAGGGCAUGCUGUCACAAAGGUCUUCCGAUCUCUUCUAACUUCUGCAACGUUCUGAAAUCUUGUUAGGAACACCCAAACUCUUUUACCUUUUCUUAAUCUUGGCAAGUUCAGAGUAAACUGAGAAUUAUAUGAAACACAAUCAAACCAUACAACUUUAUAAGACAUAACAAUUAAGCAACUCCCCAGAGACAUGCAACAUUUUUGGAAUAAAACGUAACAAAAUAGUAGCAUUAAUACGCGGUGAUGCGUAUUUGCAAACAGCAAUAUUACUUCUUUCAAUAAAGAAUAAUAUUCAUCCUGCUCUAACAGAGAAAUAAUCAACUCAGUCUGUUUGAACCCAUUAAAAACAUUAAAAAAAUUAUGCUAUUUAAGAAACAUUUAAGCGCCUGCCGUCCAUCGUCUUUCAUGUACCUUUAAGUUUGUAAAGACCUAUUAAAUACUUGCAUAAUUUCGAAGUUCAUAUUUCAGGAAACAAUGAGCUAAGACUUACAUGUAAGAUGUCUAAAUCUACGCCAUAUCCCUUACAAACCCUAACGACAAUUCGCUGAAAUACAAGUUAGCCGGAUAUGUCAUUAAGCAAACAAACGCUGGAAUUAAUAUUUGAUAUGCCGAUUUUCGCUAAUUUUAGACACAUCCCAAAAUAUGCUCCCGAUUUUGAACAUUGAUAUCUCCGUGACUUUUUAAGUAAAAUACAACUGGAAUAUAUCAAAAUCUAAGUUAGUCCUUCCUCUAUUAAAUGCAAGUUACUUCUCUUUAAAAGCUCUACUUGUUUAGAAGUUAUUACGAAUCAAACAGGAGUACUUUUUUUUGGGACACCCGGUAUUGUAUUCAUUAAAUUUAAAAUCUAUUGCAAGAAACGGUUUAUAAAUUUCAAAUUAGCUUUCCCAAAUUUCAAGCGUCUAUCACAUAUAAUUAUUUGAGUUGCAAUUAUUCGGGCUAGUUUAUUUUUAAAUUUUUACGAAAAAGAGAAACUUAGACUGCGUCGACAUGCAAAUUUCGAAACCGUGGACAGUCAUACUCCCACAAGAUUUAGAUGGUGGGAUCCUUUAUCACUUACUCAGUAUUGCAAUGUUUGCGAUAAAACUUGAAACAAUAUUCUGUUCUGACAAAUAUUUUGUGAUGAAAUUCAGCGGAUAGCAUUUAGAGGAGCUGCCUCCAUAAAAUCGAAAUUUUUGAGAGGGAACCAACCAUUGUUGUUUCGUAAAUUGCCACUUCGUGUCCAAAAAUAUCAUGAGCCAUGACACUCAAUAGAAACUGGCCGUUUAACUGUCUUAUGUUAAUGAAUUGAAUUGUAUGCAACGUUUGUAAUCGUUCAAGCAUUACUUAAUGAGUCAUUUAUGGCUUCGGUGGUGCAGUCGUCAGGGCAAGCGCCUUUCACGUCUGAGUUCGUUCGUUCGAUUCUCGCUCUGUCGUGGGUUUUCCCCAGCCGCUCCGGUUCCCUCUCACAAGAAAGUUGACAGGGUAGAUAGCUGUAAGAAUAAAUAGUCCAUUGUCGUAAUGGUCGUAAAAAUAGAGUCACGAUCUUUCUCAACGGCCAGUUCAUUAUAGUUUAUACCUGUAAACCACAUAUAAAUCAUAAGUUUUGUCCAAUUCUAAUCACUCCGCGUAUUUUCAGUUCUAAAUUAUUUCAGUUCUAAAUGAGUAUUUCUGCUGAUGAGAAAGAUCGUGAUUCAAUCUUUACGACCGUUACGACCAUAUGGAAACAUAUACUUGAUAGAAUAGAUGGUUUGGAAACUCAUUAGAAUAACAAUGAUAACUCAUUAUCUAUGUUAGUCAACGUUUAUUUAUAAACAUGGUCGUUCACCGUCACGUGCGUAUUGUAUUCUUGCUAAAUCCACCAAUAACAAUUUUCAAUUUAUCCUAUUGUUCGAGUCACGGAUAGGCAACUUUCCUAAGACAUUGCUAUUGGUUAGUUGGGCAAAAAUACAAUACGCACAUGACGGUGAACGACCAGAUUUAUAAAUAAACGUUGACUAACAUAGAUAAUGAGUUAUAUUGUUAUUCUAAUGAGUUUCCAAACCAUCUAUUUUAUUAACUAUGAUGGAAACCAGGCUUAAGUAAACGUAAUACUUGCUUGAUAUAAUUAGUCACUGAAAACCCCCAAUAGGAAGUGAGCUGAGUAAUAAUGCAAUGUAAUCUAAUUCCCAACAUAGUACAACAUUUUUUUUCAAGAAAGCGUAGGUUUUAGUUGAUUGGAUUUCUUCGAUUAACCUGCGCGUUUGCUGCAUCUCUGGUGUAUCUUCGGUAAGUACCGUUGCAUGUUCACAGGAAUGAUGAAACGAGCUGCUUCGAUCGCAAGCUUCUUUAAUUCAGAGUUGGACUAAUUGUCAGACUUUAUGCUCCUGAUCAUCAUUACCCAUGCUCUAAAAUUAUUGGUGUUGCCACAACGUUACUUUGCAAGUCAUUGCAGUUCUGCGUGAUUUAGAUUUAUUGUAAAUGUUAAUACCAUUUUGUGUAAGUGAACACCAAAUACGCUGAUCCGUCGUGAUAUUUACUGCCUAUACAAAAAUCAGCUGAGAUAUUAUGAACUUCGAAUGCUAAAGCUCAAUUCACGCUACCAAUUGUCUUUCUGACGGACAUGCACAUUAAAUAUUUGAAUUAUACUUGUGAUCUAACCUUUCAAAUGCAGUUACUAAUUGCGUUCUAGCCAAUGAGCUAUUGGGAUCGUCCUCUCUCCCCACGUACUUCACACGGAAUCAACCAUUGAGAAUAUGAUACCAUUGAGAUAUGGAAUGUUGAUUUAUUGAUCAAUUUUUAUUGUAAAAACAAGAUAUCGUGGUUUACUCCAAUAUAAAUUAAAGUUUUAUAGUUUAUAUCGACUAAUUUACUAAUUUACAUUAUUUCAGCCCCGUAUAUUUGACUAUAAACUACCCUGUAUCAAAAUCUAUUAUCUCUGGCUGUCUAGUGGUUCCUUAAUUUCGGUGUGAAAAUUGGUGUUUUUAAACAUUCCGUUCGAUUUUUGCGCGUGUUAAAAUCCUUUUGUUUACGUAUUAAAAUCUAUGCUGGAAGACCGGAAAUCCCCGUGUUGACAUACUGUUAUAGAAACACGGUUCUCGACCAUCCAACGUUCCCGUACAAUGAAUGUUAUUUCAGAUCCUCGUAGUCAGUGUCUUCUCUCAGUUCCAGUUGCUCUAGAUCUUACGCUAGCCAAAACCCUAAUCCAAGCAAUACCGCGAUCAAACGUCCGCACGUAUUUACUUCUUGUAUUCAAAAGACUGGGAAUAGUAUUGUCUUCACGAAAUUCUAGCAAAUAAUUGAAGAAAAUUACUAGUCUUUAAAAUUAAACUCAGUAACUUCGUCUUGACACAAGAAAGAGGCUAUGAAAUUCCCUAUCUUAUAGCUUCAGUCGUUUCCCUGUAAUAACGUCGUUUCCCGUAUUUACUCUAUUAAUUACUAUUAUUUUGCCAGAGACUUUUUCUACCAUUUCCAUAAUUCGCGCAUGCGCUUUACGUUUGACCUCCGCGUUGAAGCCGGUUUUCCACUAGCGAUUUUAUCGCGCGAAGCGACCUCAGUUUUCCUUUGUCGGUAUCACUUAUUACCUCAGCAAGACGUGGCAAAAUGGAUGCCGACAAAGGGAAAAGGUCGCUUCGCGCGAAAAAAUUCGCUAGUGGAAAACCGGCUUAAUCCAAACUGCUCACGUGACACCUUUAUUCCAGUGGCGAAGCCAGCCAUUAACCAGCCUAACUCCCAAUACCACAAAUAGUUCAAGAUACAUUGUAGUUCAUGACUCUCAUAUUGUGAUGCUACAGGUCGCGUUACCUGUCACAUUUGGUUCGGGCUUGCCCGAGCGUCGCCUGAUCUUAUUCUGUGGCGUCAUUGCACUGGAGUUGAAGGCUCUCAAAGGAGUAAUAGGUCAACUUGGUAAAUAAUUAAUCAUAUUAGCCUCUGCGACGCCCGGUGGGGUGACAAAUCUAGGGUUACCAUCAUUGCUAUAGUGAUAACUUUGGAUACUAAUUGGUCGCGUUACCUGUCACACUUGGCCCAGGCUUGCCCACGCUAAUUGGUCGCGUUACCUGUCACUUUUGGCCUGGGCUUGCCCAGUGACAUCAUAGACUUUGCAUACUUAUUACUUCCGAAACCAAAUUAGACUUCAUACUAAUUACUUCCGUCCCUAGGUGCGGGGUAUUACUACUUAUGAUUUAAAAUUUGCAUUGCAUGACUAAAUUGGCGGGCUGGAUACGGCACAGUUUAUUCACAUUGUCUUGUGGAAGGGCAACCUUGUACCCAGGGUAUUUGCUCUUAUGGAGCGAUAUACCCUGGUAUGGCCUGGUCACGUGACCCGCGUAUUUUGCGUAAAAUGGCGUAUUGUUUAUUAGGGUCGGGGGAGUGAAUAUACAUUGUCACUCCUAGUAAUUAUAUCACGCUUUUUUAAUUACUAGGAGUGACCAUGUAUACUCACUCCCCCGAUCCUAGUAAACAACACGCCAUUUUACGCAAAAUCCGCGGGUCACGUGACCAGGCCAUACCAGGGUAUUUCGCUCCCCAAGAGCAAAUACCCUGGGUACGAGGUUGGUGGAAGGGUAGGUGUUAGAAAUAUUUGAAAUGGAAAAAUAGAGUUUGUAAGAAGGUAAUUAAAGAUUAUAUGGAAUAAGAGUCAUCUGCUUUCCUUCUUUUGAUUUUGAAAAGCCCAUUGCUUGUUUUCACUAUUUUAGACAGCAUUAUUUUGCAACUGCGACACCCGAUGAGACGAAGCUGCUUUCCUUAUUGAUUACAUUGUAUACCUUGCAGCAAUAUUUUUUUAUAUAUGGGCGAAAACUUUGAUUAAAACACAUGUACAUUACAGGUGAAACUUUCUCAUGUGCAAGCAAGACAGACCAGACAAUAUGAUCCCAAACUCAUUAAUAAUUAGUAAAUUAGCCAACCAUAUUACUUUAUUUUGCUCAUAUGAUGCGAGUGGGUACCUAGUGCAAUCCUCAAACUAGAUCAAAAUCUGAUUCUCCUCACUUUAAGUAGUGACUUAUUCGUAUGAGAUGUCAUAUCAAAUCCUACAAAUUAGUGAAGUCUAGAUUAUAUCAAAUCCUAUAUCUCGUAACGUUCUCAUAGUCGAAUUUGAUAUAUUAGGCUACCUCAAAUCGACAGUGAAGUAGCGCCGGACAACCUAAUGUAAGCAAACGGGUGAAAUUUCAACACCUGUUUGUGUUAGGCAAAUGUUGCUAGAGCGGAAAUAAGGUCCUGGAGACGAGCUUGUAUCAGUGAACUCCACAAAAACUGGAUCGAUAACUCCAGCUUUGUUUUUAAUCGAAAAUGGUGGAAAUUGAAACUCGUUUGUAGGUAUAGUCUAGGCUCUUACGCGAAAAUUCACUGAAAAUUCACUGGACACGAUAAGCCAGGCUUAUCGUGUCCUUAAAAUAUAGAGCAAGUGGUUUUUUCCAAAUAACAAAAUUUUAGAACCACCUCAACAUUAACAGCAAAGUUAUUUGACAAGUUCAGAAAAAACUCGCGGAGAAACACCAGCAAACGUUUGUUUUUCUAGAGUGUCUAUGAGGGAUUUGAACUGAACACAGAAUACAGCUGUGUCAAUCUUCCUUUUUUAUUAAGCAGGGUAUUUACCACUAAAAAUGAGCAUUUGUCUGCAAAAAUUAAAAAACAUCGAUCGGAAAACCUUAGUCAUUUGGCAGCUCCCGCGAAGUCCACGCGUAUUUUAUACCUAUAGCUACAAGAGAUCACUCUUUUGGCCGCCAUUUUGGCUUCACCCAAUCAUAGGACUGUUUAACUGGAGUUAUCGAUACUGUUUUACUGGAGUUAUUUAUAGAGUUCGCUGGCUUAUAUUCUAUCGAUCAGGUGCAAAAUAAAGAUAUUUCUAUAUAUUUCUUUCUAGAAAUGUGGCUUCUUUUACUACUUACUGCGCCUUUCUUAACAAUAGCUGCCGAUCUAUCAGUAGAAGAUUGUUUUGAUGAAGCUGCCACCAAAUAUAUAACUUGUAAGCCUGUCCACGGUAGACCAGCUGUUUGCGACUGCAUAUUCAAAGAUCCGUGUUACAUUAAAAUGAUUAUAAGUAAGGGGAAAAUUUCUGGUUCAAACGAAUCCCACUAUUUUAUCAAUCAGACAUGCCAAGGUCCAACCAUUACCGUGCAGCAAUAUGGGAUCGUCGUCAUUGAUUUUUCCAAUGAAAUGGACGAAGAUACUUCUUUUCACUUUCAUGGAAUGCACCAGAGGAACGUUCCUUGGAUAGAUGGAGUAGGAAAUGUAACCCAGUAUCCCAUACCUGGCAAAGGGCGGUUCAGGUAAACUUCAAAUACGUGCAUGCCAGCAGCAGUCCUUUUUCCAUUCUAACAAAUAAUUAUAUUUUUUCAAACAUUGUUUUUUUAUUAAUAAAAUGACCAAACGAUUAUACCACAAUAAGUAUUAGCCAUGGUAACAAUGCCGAUCAAUAUUGUUUUAAAUAGAGGAAAGUAACUAUGUAAUAUUGUUUAGUUAGCAUUGGCGAGGGGCUGCGCGUUGUAUUAUAUUAAUCUAUUUUUAUAGCUAAUAGUACCUUUUUCCCGGGAUUACGUGUGGAACUAAAUGAAGUAAAGUGAACUAAAUGAAAUUAAUGUAAAGGAGCACAGAAUGAAGGACAGUAGAGUAAAAGAGCAAAAUAAAAUAAAGCUAAAUUAAUUACGCAACCUAAAUUAAAUAAAGUAAGGGAAAGUGGAAUGAAAGAGCUUAAAUGUAAGCAGAGAAAAUAAAGCGAUGUUAAUUAAUUUAGCAAAGCAUUGUUAAAAUGAAAUGAGAAGAAAUAGAAUAAAAACAAAGUAAGGUAGAAAAGAGUUGAUGAAGGUAAAACAAAGUAAAAUAAAAUAGGUAUUAAAACGCGGUGAACUGAUUUAUUUUAAAGUUGAUCGAGUAGAGCAAAAUUGGAAUGUAAUUCAACACAAUUUAAUGUAAUAAUUAAUUACCAACCUUCAAACGUUGAACUACCGGUUUAUAAAUCAUGUUUUAAUCUUCCAUAUAGAUCUAUUUUCCGUGCAAACCCUCAGGGCACACAUUGGUACCACGCGCAUAUGCGAUACCAAAGAUCUAAGGGCUUAUUUGGUGUGUUGAUUGUACACGAAGCACAGAGCGACAUUUGUGAGAAGCUGGGGCCAUUUGAAGAUCAACCUCAGAGAAAAACACUGCUCAUUGUUGAUCAAGAUGCGAAUAAAAAGCAACCUGGUAAGACAGUUCAGUCAUUUUGUUUGCCAGAUGGAUCAAACUUGCCAGUAGAGUUCACAAGGUUUUCGUUAUUAAUAUAUGGUAAAGAACCUGCUACAAGCCUGCUAGAAUGCACAGGUAAUGAAACGCAUACACAAUUUUACGUGGUUAGUGGAAAAAACUAUCGUUUUAGAAUCAUCGAUGGGGCUUUGGGAACUGUUUUCGUGAUUUCCAUAGAUUAUCAUAAGUUGUAUAUCAUGGCGACGGACGGAUAUUUAGUAAAACCAUUUGAAACUGAUUUUCUUAUUGUGCACGUUGGUGAAACAUACGAUUUCAUUUUGAAAGCGAAGAAAGACAUCCUGCCAGGUUCUAAAUACCCAAUUAGGAUCCAGUCGCUCGCUGUUAAUUGCAAGAAUAGUAGCGAACUAGCCGGACAAGGUUUUGUCUUCCUGGUGUACACAAAUCAAUCUAGCCAAAUGACAUCACCAACCUCAGAAAAUUUGAUAGUUCAGAAUGAUAGAUGUAGUAAUAAAUCCAACCCGUGCACGAUAAUGAACUGUCCUUUUAAAAUAAUGCCAAGAAGUUAUUCAAAACCUGGUACAUAUAUGAAAUGCUAUGAUAUAUUAUCCCUUGAAUUGCUCUUUCCCACCCCAAGUGUUGAUAUUCCAAGAUCAGCUGAUGUUGCAAGCGAAUUUUUCUUCAACCUUGAAGGAGCGAAGCCUAGAGCAUCAAUUAUUAAUGGCAUUAAGUUCAAGCCGCCUGCAGUCCCUAUCCUUGAAAGUAAAGAUGCAGCAAAUGAAUGCAAGUAUCCGGUAAAUUGUUCAGAUCCUGGAAGAAAACAUUGCCCGCACACAGUUCACUUAACAAAAUUUAAUACGGCUACAAGAUUUGUGCUCUCAGUAUUGAACCAGGGACUGGUAGGUGGUCAAAAUAUUACGCAUCCAAUCCACAUGCAUGGGCAUACAUAUUUUAUCGCUAAAAUUCAAUACCCUGAAUACCAUCAGAAUGGAACGAUUAAGGAGCGAAACAAUGAUCUAAAGGCGUCUGCAUGUGCGCCAGCGAAAUGGAAAAAUGGCACACCCGGAGGGAUUUCUGUGACCAGUACUACAGUUCGUAAAGAUACUGUGAUGGUACCCGCUGGUGGAUAUGUAGUUCUUCAUUUCUUCCAAGAUAAUCCAGGGUACUGGUUCAUGCACUGUCAUGUUGAUUGGCAUCUCAAUGACGGAAUGGCGAUAGCACUUGUUGUAAAUCCCGAGAGGGCGAGCACUCCUCCUAAUCUACUGAACAGGGAUACAAAGGACUUUUGCUUUAGCGUGAAAACAUUUCUUAGUAAGGAAACUCAGUAUCCGAAGGAUAAACGGAAAGUAUAUUGAAAGUAAAUUCAGACAAAUUGUGGAAAUUGGAGAAUCAAGAAAUUGUUUAAUAAAAGCUACAGUGCGGAGAAUCGUGAAGAAUUAUUCAGAUCAACUUGAAUAGUUGAAGGAAGCCCGAAGGCACACGUAUUAUACCAAAUAUGCAGAAUUCGAGGGAUUAUUGUGCAAAGUUGCCUUUUAGAGAUUGAUACGAUAUUAUAUUCCGUUAAUAAAUAGAUAGAUACAUGUAGAC
Paramuricea clavata is the source of this 11423-nucleotide messenger RNA. NCBI's taxonomy places the organism in Eukaryota, Metazoa, Cnidaria, Anthozoa, Malacalcyonacea, Plexauridae. The record is from the annotation of a GenBank genome assembly.